AUGGGCGACGCAAUCGCCACCCCGCCAUCCGAGCCAUCCGCCCACCCACCACCACAACAACAACAACAACAACGCCCACCCAAGAAGAAGAAUGCCGCCGCCCCGGCCAAAAAAGAAGUGCGAAUCCUCAUGCUCCACGGAUACACGCAAUCAGGCCCGCUCUUCCGCGCCAAGACCCGCGCGCUCGAGAAACUGCUCGCCAAAGCGCUCGCCCCAGCGGGCCUGGUCCCUGCGCUGCUCUACCCGACCGCACCGACCCGGCUGUCGGCGCGGGAUAUCCCCGGUUUUGAUGCCUUCCGCCGCAGUAGUGGUGAUGAUCAGCAGGGUGAGGAAGGUGGGACGGUAGAGGAGGAGGAGAUGGAUGCGUGGGCUUGGUUCCGGCAUGAUCGGGCUGCGGGUAGGUAUAAGUUGGUUGAAGAAGGGAUGGUAUCCCUGGCGAAGGGUAUUUCGGAGUGGAAGGAGGAGGGUGUCGCUGAGGGGGAGGAAGGGGGAGGGGUGGUGGAUGGGGUGCUUGGGUUCAGCCAGGGUGGAUGUGUCGCUGGCAUGCUGGCUGCUGCGCUGGAAGAAGGGAGGACGACGACGACGACGACGACGACGGGGGAGGAGGCGAAGGAGCAUGAAGGGUGGGUGAGGGCGGUGCGGGAGGCGAAUGGCGGGCGGCCGCUCAAGUUUGCCGUCGUCUACAGUGGGUUCUGGGCCACACCGGCGGAUCUCGGGUGGUUGUAUGAGCCCAAGAUCAGGACGCCCACGCUACAUGUCCUGGGCAGUCUGGAUACUGUCGUGGAGGAGAGCCGCAGCCAGGGCUUGGUCGAGAGGUGUGAAGAUCCCUUGGUGCUGACGCACCCGGGCGGGCACUACGUGCCGGUCAACAAGGAGUGGGUCAUGCCCGUGGCUGGGUUCAUCAAGAAGUGUGUGGAGAGCGCGGCCGACGCGACGAAGCUGUAG
Chaetomium strumarium is the source of this 945-nucleotide messenger RNA. RefSeq names its product serine hydrolase FSH. The coding region runs from base 1 to 945 and encodes 314 amino acids. Gene Ontology annotation, biological process: secondary metabolic process. Gene Ontology annotation, cellular component: cytoplasm; nucleus. Gene Ontology annotation, molecular function: hydrolase activity. NCBI's taxonomy places the organism in Eukaryota, Fungi, Ascomycota, Sordariomycetes, Sordariales, Chaetomiaceae. The transcript has a single exon. The record is from RefSeq and is a predicted model, not a curated record.